CUCUCUCUCUCUCUCUCUCUCUCCCUCAAUUCGAGGUGGUCUAAGCCCCAACAAGAAGCUAUAUAUAGCAACAAUGGCGACGACCCUUCUCUCUCUCUCCUCUCCUCUCCUCUCCUUUCUCUCUCUUUAUAUCUCUCUUCUUCGUCCUCAUCUCUCUCUCUCUCUCUAUCCUCUCCGGGAUCGAAGCGAGAGGGUGGGGGAGAGACAUCUCCGAGGAAACCCCACCUCCCCAAUUCCCCCCAUAUUUUUACCCAUUUUUCUCGUUAAUUUCAUAGAUCGUUUGUUUUUUGAUUUCCUAUGAUCCACAUCGCACAUUGUUUGUUAUAUGGAUCGCCCGAUGUAAUCUCCGCGAAGGGAUACUACCUCCGAUCAAAUUAAAAAAGCAGGGGAUAAUUAAGACAGGGACUAAGGUGUAAGCAGACUUUUUUAUAAUUUAGCCUUCAUGUUUUGCAAAGGGAGAGAAGUUUUUGUUUGGAAGCUCUACUAGUAUUUCUCAUGUAGAGGGAAUGGCUGGGCCCUUUUGAGUCUCUUAAUGUUGCUUGAGUGGAACUUCUCCCUCCUUUAGCUGCGUGCUCAUCUCGAACUUACAUCUUUGCGCAUCAGUCGCGUCUGUAGCUGUAACGAUCACCAUGGGUGCCUGCGUGUCAAAAUCAAACGGCAAAUACCGAGCACAGAAACUCCCAGUCAAGUCGAGGAAAUGCCACAAAAAAAAGAUUUCCUCUGCAGUUUGCGAUGCGAAUAAAACGCAGAGAGAUUUUUCUCUCAGCGAGUUUGUUCAUGUUGAGACUAAUGCGACUACUCGAAGGAAGACGGAGGUCUCCAAUUUGACUUUCCACCUCACUCAGAUGCAAUGGCAUCAUAGUCAGAUGGAUGCUCAUGGGUUAUGCCAAGAAGAUGUCUGGUUCGACUCUGUCAGUAUUCUCGAAUCUGAUUCUGAUGAUGAUUUCAGCAGUGUUCAUGGAGGUACAGAAAUGGAUGGCUUUCCAUCCGUAAAUGCAAUCGGAACUCAAAUGAUGCAGUAUGAAAAUGCUUCGCGAUUUGUCGGUGCAAUGUGCAAGUUUGAUGAGUUCCAAAAUGACGAUCCGAUAGCAUUGGCCAUCGAGCAGUACUUAAAAAGAGAUGGAGGUAAACCUGAAAAGCCGCUAAGCAACAAUGAGCUUAAAGAUGAGAACAAAGCUGCAUUGAUAAGCACUCCACAAGGUUGCGAGCUUGUGGGAAAAGCUGAUGAGGCUACUUUAAAAAGCCGAAACGUGGAUUUCUUGACAAAAAAGAAAAGAACUUUAGCCGAUUCGUAUGGUAGCUUUAAAGGUUUGAAAGUGAGAAAGGAGACAGAAGAAAAGUCUCAUGAAAGCAAGAUGCCGUCAAGGUUAAAGAAGUUAGUUUCGUCUCUUAGUUUCAAUGAUAAAAUGUACCAGAUCCCUAGUGCCAGCCCGACGUCUCAGAAAAGAAAAUCAGCUGUAAUUAGGCUUUCGUAUAAGAGGAAGUCGUUUGAUGGAGAAGAAACAACUGAAUAUUGUGCCUCAAAGCAAUUCUUAUAUCAUCCGAGGGCCGGUCAUGUAAUUCCAUGUUCUCCUGGAGAAAAACCAACUGCAGGUUGCUGGUCUGCUCUUGAACCUUCUACUUUCAACCUUCGCGGAGAAAGUUAUUUCAGAGACAAGAAGAAAUAUCCUGCUGCAAAUUACGCCCCGUAUUAUCCCAUUGGCGUGGAUUUGUUCAUAUGCCCCCGCAAGAUUCAUCACAUUGCUCAACACAUCGAACUUCCACAUGUCAAGCCACACGAGAAGCUUCCCUCACUCCUAAUCGUUAACAUCCAAAUGCCUACUUAUCCUGCUGCUAUGUUUCUUGGAGAUAGUGAUGGGGAGGGAAUGAGCCUUGUCUUGUACUUCAAAAUUUCCGAGUGCUAUGAGAAGGAGGUUUCUGCACAUUUCAAGGAUUUGAUAAGGAGAUUUAUUGAGGACGAAACUGAAAAGGUUAAAGGGUUUGCAAAGGAAUCCACUGUUCCUUUUAGAGAAAGGUUGAAGAUCAUGGCUGGGGUGGUUAAUCCAGAGGAUCUCCAUUUGAGUGGCGCGGAGAGGAAGCUCAUUCAAUCUUACAAAGAAAAGCCCGUGCUUUCGCGUCCUCAGCACAACUUCUACAAGGGACCUAACUACUUUGAGAUCGACCUCGACAUACACCGGUUCAGCUACAUCUCGAGAAAGGGACUCGAAUCAUUUCGGGAACGUCUGAAGCACGGAAUCCUUGAUUUGGGUCUUACAAUCCAGGCCCAGAAGGAAGAGGAGCUCCCGGAGCAGGUCCUCUGCUGCGUGAGACUGAACAAGAUUGACUUCGUCAAUCACGGCCAAAUCCCGACCAUCGUCACCCUCGACGACGAUUGAUGAUGACGAUUACGACGACAAAGAAGAAGAAAAGGAGAAGCAUAAGACAAUUUGAGUUUAUAUGUAAUCCCUUGGAUCUUACUAUUGAUUGUUAUUGAGUUUCCUUGUAACACCCUUUAUCUUAUUAUUAUCGAUUCCAUUGUCCAACCCAUUAUGUGGAUUCUAUGAAUUGAUCCCCAGAGAUCUUAUUAUGUGUGAGGUCCAGAGCUUUUAUUAUGGUGAAAAGCUGAAACGAGGUUCUGUGCCCAAGAAUCAAGAAGCUCCUUUUGUUUC
Molecule: messenger RNA, 2648 nt
Organism: Ananas comosus (pineapple)
Lineage: Eukaryota; Viridiplantae; Streptophyta; Magnoliopsida; Poales; Bromeliaceae
Exons: 12
Coding region: 630-2375 (581 amino acids)
Source: RefSeq, a predicted model, not a curated record